CCGGCCUGGGCACUCGCACCGGGAACGUUGGUCCCGGAGGCGUCUGAUCGGCUAUAGGGCCGGGGCCGCACAGGCGGCGUCACCAUGUUCUCCCUCAAGCCGCCCAGACCCAGCUUCAGGUCCUACCUCCUGCCGCCGCCCCAGACUGACGAUAAGAUAAGUUCCGAACCGAAGAUUAAAAAACUGGAGCCAGUUCUUUUGCCAGGAGAAAUUGUUGUAAAUGAAGUCAAUUUUGUGAGAAAAUGCAUCGCAACAGACACAAGCCAGUACGAUUUGUGGGGCAAGUUGAUAUGCAGCAACUUCAAAAUCUCCUUUAUUACAGAUGACCCGAUGCCAUUACAGAAAUUCCAUUACAGAAACCUUCUUCUUGGAGAGCAUGAUGUCCCUUUGACAUGUAUUGAGCAGAUUGUCACAGUGAACGACCACAAGAGGAAGCAGAAAGUCCUAGGUCCCAACCAGAAGCUAAAAUUUAAUCCGACAGAAUUAAUAAUUUAUUGUAAAGACUUUCGAAUUGUCAGAUUUCGCUUUGAUGAAUCGGGUCCUGAAAGUGCCAAAAAGGUAUGCCUUGCAAUAGCUCAUUAUUCCCAGCCAACAGACCUCCAGCUACUCUUUGCAUUUGAAUAUGUUGGGAAAAAAUACCACAAUUCAGCCAGCAAAGUUAAUGGAGUAUCCUCAGGAGGUGGAGGAGUGUGGAGCGGAGUUGGCAGUAGCAGCAGCCAGAGGACGCCACUGUUUGAAACUUACUCAGACUGGGACAGAGAGAUCAAGAGGACAGGUGCUUCUGGGUGGAGAGUUUGUUCUAUCAACGAGGGUUACAUGAUAUCUACAUGCCUUCCAGAAUACUUUGUCGUGCCAAGUUCAUUAGCAGACCAAGACCUGAAGAUCUUUUCCCAUUCUUUUGUUGGAAGAAGGAUGCCAUUCUGGUGCUGGAGCCACUCUAACGGCAGUGCUCUUGUGCGAAUGGCCCUCAUCAAGGAUGCGCUGCAGCAGAGGAAGAUUGACCAGAGGAUUUGCAAUGCAAUAACUAAAAGUCAUCCACAAAGAAGUGACGUUUACAAGUCAGAUCUGGAUAAGACCUUGCCCAAUAUCCAAGAAAUACAAGCAGCAUUUGUAAAACUAAAGCAACUGUGUGUAAAUGAGCCUUUUGAAGAAACUGAAGAGAAAUGGUUGUCGUCACUGGAAAGUACUCGGUGGUUAGAAUAUGUCAGGGCUUUUCUUCAACACUCAGCAGAACUUGUAUACAUACUAGAAAGCCAGCGUCUCUCUGUAGUCCUGCAAGAGGAGGAGGGAAGAGACUUGAGUUGUCUGGUAGCUUCCCUUGUUCAAGUGAUGAUGGAUCCGUAUUUCAGGACAAUUACUGGAUUUCAGAGCCUGAUACAGAAGGAGUGGGUCAUGGUAGGAUACCAGUUCCUAGACAGAUGCAACCACUUGAAGAGGUCAGAGAAAGAGUCUCCUUUAUUCUUGCUCUUCUUGGACACCACGUGGCAGCUGCUAGAGCAAUAUCCAGCUGCCUUCGAAUUCUCAGAGACAUACCUAGCAGUGCUGUGCGACAGUACCCACAUCUCACUCUUCGGCACCUUCCUGUUCAACUCUCCUCAUCAGCGCGUGAAGCAAAGCACGGAGUUCGCUAUCAGCAAAAAUAUUCAGCUGGGUGAUGAGAAGGGCUUGAAAUUCCCCUCGGUUUGGGACUGGGCUCUUCAGUUCACAGCAAAGGAUCGGACCCUUUUCCACAACCCCUUCUACAUUGGCAAGAGCACUCCUUGUGUACAGAAUGGCUCCAGGAAGUCUUUUAAGCGGACAAAGAAAAGCUACAGCUCUACACUGAGAGGGAUGCCGUCAUGCUUAAAGAAUGGAAUCAUCAGUGACCAGGAGCUGCUUCCGAGGAGAAACUCACUAAUACUGAAACUGAAGCCAGACCCACUUCAGCACACCGACAGUCAGAACAGUGGAGUGGAACAGUACUUUAAAGAGUGGUUUUCUAGACCAGCCAACCUUCAUGGCAUUAUCCUGCCACGUCUCUCUGGAACACACAUUAAACUGUGGAAAUUGUGCUACUUCCGCUGGGUCCCUGAGGCACAGAUCAACCUCGGGGGCUCCAUCAUGGCCUUCCACAAGCUCUCUCUCCUGGCUGAUGAGGUGGACAUGCUAGGCAGGAUGCUGAGGCAGCAGCGGAGUGGCCCUCUGGAAGCUUGCUAUGCAGAGUUGGAGCAGAGCAGGAUGUACUUCAGAGCCACAGGUCCACACGACACCCUGGAGACACCAGAGUUUCUCUCCUCUUCCUUUCCAUUUUCUCCUGUAGGAAAUCUGUGCAGACGGAGCAUUUUAGGAACACCCUUAAGCAAAUUUUUAAGUGGGGCCAAAAUAUGGCUAUCAACUGAGACGCUAGCAAAUGAAGACUGAACUAAUGUAUUUUCUGAACACAUUGCGAGAAGCUAUAUAUUUCCCCUCCGAACUGAGAUUGCUAAUCUAGGUGUUUAAAACUGGUCAUUUUAUAUGUAAGAAAUUUGCACUAAUAUUUAAAACUUGUUUAA
This is a messenger RNA of Microtus ochrogaster (prairie vole), 2531 nucleotides long. RefSeq names its product myotubularin related protein 10 (gene Mtmr10). Lineage: Eukaryota; Metazoa; Chordata; Mammalia; Rodentia; Cricetidae. Gene Ontology annotation, biological process: phosphatidylinositol dephosphorylation. The record is from RefSeq and is a predicted model, not a curated record. Gene Ontology annotation, cellular component: membrane; cytoplasm.